AUGUUUUCAAUCACAUUCGCAAAUUCGGGGGUGGUGGAGGCGGAGGAAAUAGAAGAACCAGGUGAGGAACUCGGUGACUUUGUUCCAGCGUGGGUCGAGGAAGGUGUUGAGGACAAUGAUGGCGAAGAAGAGGAAAUACUGCAGUUUGACCCCAUCGAUGACAACGAUGAAGAGCCAGUUGCUAACUUUGACCAUAUAGCGUGGGAGGGCGAUCACGAGUAUUUUUUUCCCGAGGCGUCGGAAUUCGAGGAUCCUGAGACAUUCGUACGCGAUGUGGAAAUCAAUGGGACGUCAACACCAUACUCGAUUCUUAGAAAAUUCAUGACGGAUGAAGUUAUUGGGCAAAUUAUUCAUCAGACCAACUUGUACGCACUACAGAGAAAAAUACCCCAAUGGAAAAACGUAACGGUGGCAGAGUUUUGGAACUUCUUGGCGCUACACGUACUGACUGGAGUUGUGCAGAAGCCAUCACUGAAAGAUUAUUGGAGUACGAACGUGCUGAUUGCCACACACUACUUUGGUGAAAUCAUGAGUAGGAAUAGAUUCAUGCAAAUCUUGCGUGGAUUGCACUUUGUCAAUAUGGAGGACCCUGAUUUGGACACAACCAACCGAUUUCACAAGUUGGGGACAAUCCUACCCGAUAUUGUGAACAAUUUCAGAAGAGCGGUCAAUCCUGGAGAGUUUCUGACACUCGACGAAGAACUGAUGCCAUUCAGGGGGAGGUUAAGUUUCAGACAGUAUAAUCCGAAAAAAAGAGGACGAUUUGGAAUCGAGUCGUUUUUACUCAUGGAUGCAGAGAAAAAAUACGUGCUCGACAUUUUGCCAUAUCAAGGUCGGAGUACUCCCAUCUUCGAUCAAGCGUGGAUCGCUGCUUAUGGCUUUGGCGGUGCUACAGAUCUUACAUUGUUAAGAAAAGGAUAUUUCCAUAAACAUCAUCGUCUUGUGUUGGACAAUUACUUUCAGUCUCCUACUCUUGCAAAAGUUCUCGUGAGACUUCAAGUCUUUGUUCUUGGAACUUUAUUUCCGGAACAAUUUCUUACUUUCGUGAUAAAAGAAAUGUUCAUCGCUUCGCAGGAAGACGCAAAGUUCAGGGGGAGGGGGGUAUUAGUCUUGCGUUACACUAGUGUGACAGAGGGGGGGGAGGGGUCUGAAAAAGGUCGAUUUUUGCGUUACAUAAUUUAUGAACGGCCCCCGAGGGCGCAGUGCGACGGGAUUAAGAAGUUUAUUGUCGCCCUCAUCAUCAAGACGAGUUCGGCGCCGGGCGCGCUGCAAGGCGACGAGAAGGUUUAUCUUAACAAGCUGAAUGUCAUAUUGGUUCAGAUCUUAAAGCGAGAAUGGCCCAAAAACUGGUCCACCUUCAUUCCCGAUAUUGUCGGCGCCUCGAAAACCAACGAAUCGCUGUGUCAAAACAACAAGACGAUUUUAAAACUCCUCUCAGAAGAAGUAUUCGACUUCUCAUCCGGUCAGAUGGUGCAGGCGAAGGUGGAAAAGUUGAAGGACACGAUGCACUCCGAAUUCUCCGAAAUUUUCAACCUUUGUCAAUUCGUUAUGGAAAAUACGACCAGUCCCCAGCUUAUCUUGGCCACGCUGGAAACACUGUUACGAUUUCUUAACUGGAUCCCGUUAGAGUAUGUGUUCGAGACGGAGCUAAUCAACGUACUGACGGGGAAGUUCCUCGCCGUCCCCCCGUUUCGCAACGCAACGUUGAAAUGUCUUACGGAAAUCGCCCCCCUCACGACGCCUUUUACGGAAUAUUGCCCCACCAAAUUUCUCCAGCUAUUCAGCCAAACACUGUCCCAGUUGAAGGUCAUGAUCCCACUUCCGAUCAAUAUCCGCGACGCCUUCUCCCGCGGUGGGGACGAUGAGCAGCAAUUCAUUCAAAAUCUGGCCCUGUUUUUAUCCACAUUUCUGAAAAAGCAUGAAAGUCUCGUGGGAAGAUACGCUCCAGACUUGCUGUUCAAAGGGUUACAGUAUCUCGCCCUGAUUUCGGAGGUGGAUGAUGUAGAAAUUUUGAAGAUCUGACAGUUUGCGGAGGUGAGAAAGACGACAUUUCUCGAAAUCUUCUUCUGCUCCCAUUCCAACCGGAACAUCUUCUACGGCCCGCUCCUCUCUAUGGUGCGAUACGUCCUCAUCAGCCGGAUGGUGAAACCGGAAGAAAUCCUCGUCGUGGAGAACGAGAAUGGCGAAGUGGUCCGGGAAUUCAUGCGGGACACGGAUUCCAUCACUUUAUACAGAAGAAAGCUGAUCUCCUUGACCCACCUGGACUGCACCGACACGGUUAAAAGUAUGAUGGAAAGGUUAAAGAAUCAGGUCAACGGGAGAGAGUGGAGUCCCCAAAAUUUAAACACGCUCUGCUGGGCAAUCGGCUCCAUUUCGGGCGCAAUGAAUGACAACGACGAGUUGCCCUUCAUCCUCAACGUGAUGGAGGACUUGUUCGUGUUGUCGUCGCAGAAGAAGAAGGUGAAGGACGCGAAGGGCGUGGUCAGGUUCAAAAUCGCGUUCAUGUACCUGGUCUCCCAAAACCUCCAGUUUCUCCGGGCGCAUCCCAGAUUUCUGAUAAUUUUUGUCAAGCUCUUGUUCGACAAUAUGCACCUGACCCAGGAAGGCGUGCAGGACAUGGCGUGUGACACCCUGGUCAAAAUUGGUCAACUCUGUUCACAUCUCUUCGUGACUGUUCAAAACGGGGAGCAUCGUCCCUUCAUCGAGGAAAUUUUGACGAGAUUGCCGACCAUAAUUUGCGACCUGACGCCGGGACAGGUGCAAACGUUUUAUGAAGCGGUGGGCCACAUGAUCUCGGGAGAGGAGGACAAUUUAGUGCGGGAUAAUUUUAUCGAGAGGUUGAUGGCGUUGCCGAAUACGGCUUGGGAUUCAAUUAUGAGUCAGGCCGCCAAGAAUGUUGAGGUCCUCGAGGAGAUUGAUUUCGUACAGCAGUUGGGAUGCAUUUUAGAGACGAAUGUUCGAGCGGCCAAGUCGUUAGGGCAUGUUUACGUUGGCCAGCUCGGCCGGAUCUACCUCGACAUGUUAGACGUUUACAAAGUCACGUCUGACAACAUCACAUCCGCCAUCGCCGCCACGUACGGCGAGUCCGUCACGAAGCAGCCGCUCAUCAAAGGGAUGCGCGUCGUGAAGAAGGAAAGUCUCAAACUGAUUUCGACCUGGAUCAGACGCUCGGAAAAUCCAGAACUGCUUCUCGACCACCUCAUCCCCGCCUUGUUGAACGCCGUCCUGCUCGACUACCAGGUCUGUUCCGUCCCCGCGGCACGCGAACCGGAAGUGCUCACCACGAUGGCGGCAAUCGUGAACAAAUUGGAGGCCGCUAUUACGCCACAAGUACCCAAGAUAUUUGACGCCGUGUUCCAAUGCACGCUCGGCAUGAUUACGAAAGACUUUCAAGAGUUUCCAGACCAUCGGGUGGGAUUCUUUGAAAUGGUGCAGGCCGUGACGACCCACUGUUUCUCCGCCUACUUGACCAUCCCGCCAUCCCAAUUCAAACUGGUGCUCGACUCGAUAAUAUGGGCGGUAAAACAUACCAUGCGUACCGUCUCGGGUAUCGGAUUGGAUAUCUUGUACACCCUUCUGCAGAAGAUAUCAGUCCAACCGGUCGAAAUUUCUCGAUCCUUCCGAACGUAUUUUCUGGAUAUUCUGGAGCACGUGCUGUCCAUCGUGACGGACUCCUCGCACGUGGGCGCCCUCGCCAUGCACGCCACCAUCUUGGCGUACCUCUUCUCCAUCGUGGAAAUGGGGCUCUACUUAUUUUCUGUAGGUAUCAGCGGCGGCGUCGCCGGGAUGGUGCUGACCCGCAUGAUUGAUCUCCUUAAGCGUGAAUUUCCCCACUUGACGGACAACCAGGUCAAGAUCAAGGUGCAAGGAAUGUUCUCUCUUAAUCAAGACGUGACCCGAUUUAGGGACCAUCUGAACGAUUUCUUGGUCCAGAUUAAGGAAAUUACCGGAGAUGACGAGUCCGACCUUUAUUUAGAGGAGCGUGAAGCAACAUUGCAGAAAAUUGAGGCGGAAAAGGGUCCAUUUUACAUGGCGGAGAAUGGAGAAUGGUAUUAAAUCCAGAAGAGGACAUUCCUAACUAAUUAACAUAUUAUAUUUGACAAUUUAAGAAUUUACAUAUUUAUUAUUUACUUUUUGAC
Folsomia candida is the source of this 4139-nucleotide messenger RNA. Its product is annotated as exportin-1-like. NCBI's taxonomy places the organism in Eukaryota, Metazoa, Arthropoda, Collembola, Entomobryomorpha, Isotomidae. Gene Ontology annotation, biological process: ribosomal small subunit export from nucleus; ribosomal large subunit export from nucleus; protein export from nucleus. Gene Ontology annotation, cellular component: cytoplasm; nucleus. The record is from RefSeq and is a predicted model, not a curated record. Gene Ontology annotation, molecular function: nuclear export signal receptor activity.